GAUCAUCAAAACCUGUAAGAAAAGGCAGCAAACCAUCCACAAACUAACUCCUUUGUUCAAUUAACAGACCUAAACAAACAACAAACUUAGACUCCCAACAUGAUGUCACCAUGUGUUUACAAGUAACAAGAUUGAAAUGGCAGGAUUCACACUAAAUACCUGUGAAUGUGAUAUUUUAUCAAAGGUUAGUUUAUCAGAAUUGGCCUUGCAGGUAAUAUCACCAAUAAACUAUCCAUCCAUAGUUAAUUGUGAAUUUACUGUUCACCUCUAUUAGAGGACAUCUUUCAUCAAAACAAUGCUUUGCAUAUGAAAAUCAUGGAACCACUCUGACUUUACAAACAAAACCUGGCAAAAGUCUGCUUUUGCAUGAUUCACUGCAGACACUUCAGGUCUCACCUUAUAACACCUGACAGCUGGAUUCUGAACUUUAAACUACACAAUGAAGCACUAUGUGAUCAUUAGUCUCCUCUUUGGGUGCAGCCUCAGCUCCUACUCUCAGGUCCCCCUGCGUACGUACACCUACGUUAACAAACAAAUGACCUGGGCUGGUGCUCAGCAGUACUGCAGAGCCAACUAUGACGACCUGGCAACAAUCACAAGUUCAAAGGAAAUGAGCAGUCCUGCAUUUGCCUAUUCACAAGUGUGGAUAGGACUGCAUGACGACCCAAACGCCUGGAUGUAUAACAUGGGUAAUGAGUCCAACUCCUGGAGGUGGUCAGCAACUGGUGAAACAAGCCCAACUGGUUAUAAAAACUGGUCAGCUGGUCAACCCAACAAUAAAGAUGGACAUGAAACCUGCGUGGUAAUGAAUCCUAAUGGACAAUGGGAUGAUGUGAUCUGUGCUCAAUUAAAUCCAUUUGUUUGUUACAAUGUGACAAACCAAAAUCAAACAAUGUACGUGUUCAUCGCAAACAACUUCACAUGGAAUUCUGCUCAAGCAUAUUGCAGACAAUACUACACAGACCUGACUACAAUCAACUACAGUGAUGACAAUGCUGCCGUCUAUUCUGCAAAACCACAAGCUCAACUAGUUUGGAUCGGUUUGUACCGAGUGUCUUACACCUGGUCUGACAACUCUCCUAGCACCUACAGAAGCUGGUAUUACCUCAGCCCAAACAACUACAAAUUUGCAGAGUUCUGUGCGUUAAUGUCUAUAAAUAAUUGGGAUGAUUCCCCUUGUGGCAGUGCUUUCAACUUUGUCUGUGAACGAGUUUCAAAACAGAAAACCAUGAUGAGGAUGAAGAUCAAGACUGAUGCAGACCUUACAAAUUCAGUCAUUAAUGCCCAGAUCCUCCAGCAGCUCGGUGCAAAGCUGAGCAUUCAGGGAUGGACUGGGUUUGAUCUGCACUGGAACAUUAAACCCCAAAAAAUCAAACAAGAAACUGGCAGAACCUCAGCCUGCAAUUUUUCAUAAAUACACACAAAGGCUGCAUUUUACUACUACUACUAGUACAACAAUGUCUACAACAUUGUUUUAUAAUGUUAUAAAACAAUGAAAAACAAAACAUCAUUACAUUUAUCAGUUGCAUUUGUGUGAAAGUGCGGUACGCUUUAGGUCACUCAUCUUAGUUGCUCAUUCUGGAGCCUGUCCCAGCUUACGACUCUGAUGUGCUAAAUGAAACAAGUAGUUCUGAUGUACAGGAAUACAAAGCUUAAUAGAUAAAGCAUUUUCAUAGGAAAAUGCAUGGUGAAUGCUGUCAUGCUGUAUGUACUUUUGAAGAAUUCCUAAAAGUUGCUGAAACAUUGUGAACAUAGCUGGAAG
Betta splendens (Siamese fighting fish) is the source of this 1762-nucleotide messenger RNA. Its product is annotated as macrophage mannose receptor 1-like. The transcript is spliced from 6 exons. The record is from RefSeq and is a predicted model, not a curated record. The coding region runs from base 440 to 1414 and encodes 324 amino acids. Lineage: Eukaryota; Metazoa; Chordata; Actinopteri; Anabantiformes; Osphronemidae.